Messenger RNA from Spinacia oleracea (spinach), 623 nucleotides. RefSeq names its product cyclin-dependent kinases regulatory subunit 1. Gene Ontology annotation, molecular function: cyclin-dependent protein serine/threonine kinase regulator activity. The transcript has 4 exons. The record is from RefSeq and is a predicted model, not a curated record. Lineage: Eukaryota; Viridiplantae; Streptophyta; Magnoliopsida; Caryophyllales; Amaranthaceae. Bases 215 to 478 code for a protein of 87 amino acids.
CAAAAUAAGUAAAGUCCUAAAAUGCCCCUCCGUAAUUUCCUUUUGCUCCUUUUAAAACAUAACUUUGCACUUUGGAAGCCCCUAUAUUCCUUUUCAUUUCCAUCGGUUCAUCUUCAUCCCGCUCCCACUCACUUUCUCUCUCCAGCUUUUACUUCUGAGGAAUCUCUAGGCUUUGUUCGAGAAAUUUAAUUUAAUUGUGCGAUUGAAGAAGAAAAUGGGUCAGAUCCAGUACUCUGAGAAGUACUUUGAUGAUACUUACGAAUACAGGCAUGUUGUUCUUCCAGCUGAAGUUGCUAAACUUCUCCCCAAAAAUCGCCUUCUGUCUGAGAACGAAUGGCGAGCGAUAGGAGUUCAGCAGAGCCGUGGGUGGGUGCAUUAUGCCAUCCACCGUCCAGAGCCACACAUCAUGUUGUUCAGGAGGCCACUCAACUUCCAGCAGCAGCAGGAGAGUCAAGCUCAAAGCAUCAUGGCUAAGUGACAAGAUUAUGCUGUUGUAGACCAUUUCUAAAACUCUAGAAAUGAUCAUCCGUCAUCUUAUCAUCUAUCAUGUUUUUAAACAAAUUAAGUAUUGUGAGUAUGCUUUUAUAAACAAAUUGACCUUAAUGCUACUGACUCUUUUGGUA